AUGGAGUACUUUGUUCUUGCUGCGGCUGUCUUUUGCCUGCGUCUGGCGGGCUCUGAGGAUCUCUACUGGAGACCCAACACUGACUGGAACAAUCGUAACAACUGGAAACUUGGGCGCGUGCCGUGCGAGGGAGAUGUAGCUGACUUCAGCUCCGUUCCUCGUGGGUCUGUGAUACGGCUGGACGGCCGUGCCACCAUACGCAGCGUGGUUCUGCCCGUAGGUAGCACCAUAGAGCUGGGCAAGUCACUCACACUUCAGUUCUCUAACACCACUUCUUGCAAGAUUGAAACUGCCAAUGGACCAAUGGUUGCUCCAGUUGAGGAAAACAACCUGUUUGUUGGCGCUGGGCCCAAAUACUGGGAACACUCCAAGAACUGGGAGACUGGCGAUGGGAAAUCUGCCACGUCCCCUCCUUGUGGGAAAGACAGAGCUCUCUUCAGGGAGGGUCACUACUACUGGACUGUGGAGUCCAACAUGUCUAACGUGUCAGUGCAGCAUCUGAAAGUGAGAGGAGAACUGGUCACAACUGAACUCAUCCCAAAAGUGGCUCCAGAGUUUAAACUAAAUCUGGUGGUCGACCCGCGAUGUGGCGAAGACCCUUCCCUCUGUCCCUGUCUUGCGGUGUCUGCCGGAGAUGGUGUAUUGUUGUUUGACAACCCAAUAUACGAAACGGAAGGAGUUGCAAGGAAGAAAGGGGUUAAAGGCUCGCCCGACAAAGCAGAUACUAGAGCCCACGAAAUGGAAAAUAUCGCAAUUUUGAGGCCAUCAGCGAGCCACUAUGAACCUGUCGAUUUUUCCGAGGACACUAGCUCAGCCUCCAGGCCAGAGAAGAAGACUCCGAUUCUUGAUGAAUACGAGCGCUUGUAGCUCACUUUCUCUCGGAAAGUGAACAUUUUGAACACAAGAACUGAAAAACUUUGCUUUACCGUAAAACAUGUAUGAGAAUAGCAUGUAUGAGAUAUAGUAGCACACGGUAUAUAUUAUUUGUAUGAUACAAAAAUUGAGAAGCUAAAAAUUUCCUGGUUCAUUUGGUGAGUGGUGUUGGUGAGGUGGGCGAGGUGUUGGUGAAGGUAGUAGGGCUGGAAGGGAGGGUGGUGGUGGUGUACGUGUGGAUCUCAACACUUCCCUCAUCGAGGAGCG
Molecule: messenger RNA, 1140 nt
Organism: Geodia barretti
Lineage: Eukaryota; Metazoa; Porifera; Demospongiae; Tetractinellida; Geodiidae
Source: the annotation of a GenBank genome assembly